AUGGACAUAAUCAAACAGAAACAUCCCGCCUGGAAAAGACUACUACACAGAUGGCAAGCAAGAAGAGACAUUCCAUUCCGACGUAAAUUCUUUGUUGGCUACGAUCUAUACGGUAACACGUACUGGGAAUUCACAAUCGACGGCAACAUGACUCGAUUACGUCGUAAAUUAGAACCAUUCAGAGAAGAAAUUUUCAAAGUUGAUUAUUUCAAAACUAUUCCCCCACAAUGGCUUCAAUGGUUAAGACGAACGAGAUUUGAUGCACCAAGUUUAGAAGAAUUGGUUCAAGAUCAAUUUAGACAACAACGAUUGAAGUUAUUGGCACAACAAGCGGAUGAAAAAUGGCAGUUGGAAAAAUUGCGAUUAGAUGAAGAACAAAGGGUUAAAUUGCAACAUGAAUUGCAACGAGCUGAACUAGAAAAGAAUAACGCACCUAGGAUAACUGAGACUGUAGAGGCAUCUAAGUCAGUGGAUGAAAAUGACCCUUGGAAACAAGCUGAUGAGUCAAAAGAUACCAACCCUAUCGAAUCGGCCUCAAUAAAGCCCCAGAACCCUUGGAAACAAGCCGAUGAACCUAGAAACGCAGAUCCAAUACAAUCAGCAAACAUCAAGCCACGUUAA
Messenger RNA from Lodderomyces margitis, 621 nucleotides. RefSeq lists its product as uncharacterized. The coding region runs from base 1 to 621 and encodes 206 amino acids. Gene Ontology annotation, biological process: mitochondrial respiratory chain complex I assembly. The transcript has a single exon. The record is from RefSeq and is a predicted model, not a curated record. Gene Ontology annotation, cellular component: membrane. NCBI's taxonomy places the organism in Eukaryota, Fungi, Ascomycota, Pichiomycetes, Serinales, Debaryomycetaceae.